This is a messenger RNA of Archocentrus centrarchus (flier cichlid), 1084 nucleotides long. Its product is annotated as glycine N-acyltransferase-like protein 3. Lineage: Eukaryota; Metazoa; Chordata; Actinopteri; Cichliformes; Cichlidae. Gene Ontology annotation, cellular component: mitochondrion. The record is from RefSeq and is a predicted model, not a curated record. Bases 156 to 992 code for a protein of 278 amino acids. The transcript is spliced from 6 exons. Gene Ontology annotation, molecular function: glycine N-acyltransferase activity.
CGAUCAGGCGUCGAAGCAGCAGUCUCUUAUUGCCAAAAUCUUCAUCAACAGCACAGCAAACAGGCAACGGGGCAUUGGUAUCGGAUGUAACGUCACUAGGCAGAGGGCCCUGUAGAGGUUAAAGUGCAUUGGUUAGAAAACUCCACUGUCCAAGCAUGAAGGUCCUGAACAGAGAGGAGCUGCAGAUCGCUGAAGGAGUUCUGCUCAAACACUUUCCGAAGAGUUAUAAGGUGUACGGUUUUCUGUACGGUAUCAACAGGAACAAACCGACUACACUGCAAGUUGUCGUUGAUGCAUGGCCGGAUUUUAAAGUCAUCAUCUGCAGACCGGACCCCGAGAACAAACGUGCCCUGAAUUUCAUGAAAAAGGUGACACACUACAGCACGGAUGAAGAGACUGUAAAGAAAAUGCUGACAGAGGAGAAUACAGUUGAUUGGAGCAGGUAUUUUGUAAUAGGAGGAGUUGAUUUUUCCUGUGCACCAAUGCUCAAACAAGUGUCUUCUGACAGAAGAGUUAACCACAAAGUCAGCAUUUUAGUGCAUCUUCUGUAUUUGCCAGACACCAACCAUCUCCACAUGCCGGUGGUUGACAGUGAGCUUGAAUCAAGGAUUUCAUCUCUUAAUCUUUCCCAUGUUGACUUGGUGAAUAAAACCUGGAAGUUUGGAGGAGAUGAGGAGGCUUACAGGAGGCUUAAAAACCUCAUCAGUAACUUCCCAUCAUGCUGCAUCACAGACAGCCAGGGUCAGCCUGUGUCCUGGAUUCUGGUAUAUGAUUACUGUGCCAUGGGAAUAUUGUAUACUCUGCCAGAGCACAGAGGGAAAGGUUAUGCCAAAAUCAUCAUCAGCACCUUAUCCAAGAAACUCCAUGCCGAGGGCUACCCGGUGUACUGCUUCAUAGAGGAGGACAAUGUGCUGUCCUACAAACUCUUUACAAAGAUGGGCUUCACCGAGGAUCCCUCUUACAGGGCUGCUUGGUUUGAAGUCAACUGUUGAGUUAGAUUAAACAAAAUUCAAUUCAAUUCAAUUUCAAUUCAAUUCAAUUUUAUCUAUAUAGCGCCAAAUCACAACAAACUGUCGCCUCAAGG